Molecule: messenger RNA, 939 nt
Organism: Moneuplotes crassus
Lineage: Eukaryota; Ciliophora; Spirotrichea; Euplotida; Euplotidae
Source: the annotation of a GenBank genome assembly
UUUAUCUUAAAAUACAAAAUGUCUCAAGCAUCGUCAAACGUUGUUUCUGAAAACCCCAGUCAGAUGUUUCCAAACAAUCCUCAAGAUCCUUCAAUUAGGACCCAUCAUUCCCAAAGAAGGAUACCUGAAGAUAUGAAUGGAGGCCCAAGAAUGGAAAAUUUCAACUCUUCACUUAGACAAAACAUGGGAAGACAUCAAACCCACCAUUCACAUCCAAGAGGAGGUCCAGAAAUGUCUAGAGAACAAAUGAACGAAAGUCAGGCUCAUAUCUAUGAUGCUUCAGGUAGAAUACUGCCUCCACUUUCUUAUUUCAGAAAGCAGAACAUCUUCAAGCUUCUCAUGUAUGGCAUCAAAGAAGAGCAAGGGGAGAUAAGCAUUCUGAGAAGACAACUAUUCAGGAAAUAUAAGAGCGCUCUCUACAAGUUGAUGAACCGCCUAGAAUAUGAAAGAAAAAUGCUCGUCAGACAAGAAAUGGUGAUUAGAGGAAGAGACCCGGAGAAAGCUUUGGAGAACAGCGCUAUAAUGAACAAAAAUGUAGAUGAGAAGUAUCUUUUCAGCCAACUUAUCCCUGAUCAUGUUAGAAACAGGAAAAGAACGAACCCAAAUCUAGAAGAUUCUUAUAAAAAUAAUGGAAGGACUAAUCCUCCAAACCCAGCUGAGGUUGGAGGAAUGGGAUCUAGAGAACCCCAAAGAGAAUCUAAAAUGAGAGAAGGACCUUUUGGGAAUGUAGAUAAUGCCGCAAAUCAGCCUAAUGUUGAUAAAAUGUCAAAUUAUUCGAGAUCUGAGUUACUUAGAAAUGGAACAAACUAUCAUUCUUACUCGAAGCCUCAAGAAAUCAAUAAACCAAUGAAUAGUCCUUUGCCAAUUGUGAUAAAUCGCCACCCCCGGGUAUAGAAACCAAUGAAGAGAGACAGAGAAAGUAUAAUUUGAGAAAUAGAG